Messenger RNA from Solea senegalensis (Senegalese sole), 3313 nucleotides. It is a transcript of the gene tmem132a, whose product is annotated as transmembrane protein 132A. Bases 46 to 3129 code for a protein of 1027 amino acids. The transcript is spliced from 14 exons. Lineage: Eukaryota; Metazoa; Chordata; Actinopteri; Pleuronectiformes; Soleidae. The record is from RefSeq and is a predicted model, not a curated record.
AAAAAACAGGAGAAAAUGGAACCUGGAGUUGACUGGCUGUAGGUGAUGGCAGGCGCCGGCUGCUGUGCGAUUGGGCGUUGGGGCGGAAGAGGACGUAGCAUGAUGCCUCCGCUGCUGCUCUUCUGGAUUUUCAUCGCAGUCCCUCCAUCCCUCCUGCAGCCCACUCUCCCCCUCUCGCUGCCCGUCCACAUGUCCGUCGCUCCUCCUCCCUGGCAGUUUCUUCCCCUCUCUCAGGCAGAGCUCGGUCCCAUCUUCUCCAACUCCAGCCCCUUCUCUUUCUCACAGAGUCUCUUCAUGGUGCCUCCACCCGUCUGGGGGCCCAAGCCGCGCCUGCAAGCUUCAUUUGGCCCUCACUCAGUGACACAGCUGAUAUCAGAGGUUGUUCUCCCUGCCUCUCCGUCGCCGUCUGCCUCCCUCCUCUCAGAGCAUGUGGAGAGAGAGAGGGAUGAGGACGGGCACGAGCGGUUCCGAGUGAGAACGCUGUUCCACAAGUGGGGCGACAGCAGCAGCAGAACCUGCAUCACUCUGCACGCCUUCAAAGAGACAGAGGAGCACAAGGCCUCGUGUUUAACGCAGCCUCCUCUGGGGCUUUGUGUGGUCACUCUGACGCUACCUAGUGGCUGGUUUGAGGACCUACAUGCAAACCGAUCCUAUCGGGAAACGAGCGAGUGGCACAGCAGCGUCCACGCUCGCCACCGCGUCCAGAGGCGGCGGCGAGGUGAACGGCAUCACGCCAACCAUCAUCGUGCGACUCUGAGGUUCCGUCCGGAUGUUAAUGUGGACCAGGCCCUGAAAUAUCCUCGGGUGCCGAUCAGAGACCAAGUGCAGCUUUACUACUCCAACUUUGACGCAGCAGCGGUGAACACAAAGCCGACACCAGCAGAAUGUGAGGAGGAGCGAGAGGCUCAGUCUCAGAGGCGGCUCUUCCACAUCAAAGCAGUGACACUGAGGGCGGAGGAGGAGGAGGAGAGCAGCACCAAAGACGAAGAGGAAAGGGAAGCAGCCUGCUUGAACAGGCAGGAAGAGGAGGAGCUGAGCUUAGACUCCCACGUCGUGAUUCGCUCCCAGAGAGGUCCGGUUCUGGUUGGGCGGCCAAUCCGGAUGUCCGUGAACCUGAGAUCCAACUUCAGCGCCGAGUUUGUCGUCAUAAAGCUGAAGGUGAAGAAGGGUUUGGUGUCAAUGGUGGCCCAGAGAACACUGACCUCUGACCUGUGGGUCGUGACCCUGGAGCGAAGUCAAGGCUCCAGACACGACGUGGUUUCCAUCGUCUGCCACAAACACAGCGCAGCAAAGCACACUCGCAAUCCCGCUCUCCUCCACCAGGUGGUGUGCGUGACAGUUAGAGGCGUGAGGCGGAGCUUCGGUGUUGCCAUGACAGUGUCAGCUAACUGGUGGGUGGAGUACUCCGGGCACAGUAACCCCUCGUGGCCACGGGGGGCAGCAGUGAGCGUCUUUUCGUUCACUGAUCGACACGUCGUCGGCAUCGCUCCCGUCACGGAGAGUAACAGGAUCAUCAACACCGCCAUUUUGACCAGUCAGCCCGUGUCACUUCCUGUCAUCGUUCUGGCUGUCGGCCAUGACGGGAACGUGUCAGACGUCACCUCUGCAGUCACGUGUCACUCCACGGACGAGAACACCGUCAAGGUUUCCGCCGAUUGCUCCGCUGUCUUUGUGGACGGCAGUGAGUCGGCGCUGGGGAACACUUGUGCUGUGGUGGAGUUUCACCUGGGCGGGCUCAGUGGAUCAGUGUGUCUGGAGGUGUGGGCUCCGACCGUGCCCCUGCGCGUGUCCGUGUCAGACCCCGUCCUCAACGCCAUCAGUGGCUGGAACCAACUCACAGACGAUGGGUGUCUGCCGGUGUAUCAGCGCUCCACAGUUCAGGUGCUGACUCGGUUCACGGCCCAGGACUCCCACAGCAGGACUGUUCACCUCUUGCGCUCAUCUGAUUGGUUCGUGGACGUGACGGUGCUGGUCCGUGAUUGGCUGAGAGUCGAGGACCCGGGAGUGGCUUCCCUCCACGCCCACAACAGCGUGAUUGGUUUCCGGCCUGGGAAGACGUCACUACGUGUUGUCUCUGAGCAGUGGGACGGCGUGCUGGGCCGAUGUGACAUCACUGUGUCCUCCGACCCCGUCACCCCCGCUGACCUCUCUGUGCAGGUGGUCAGCGGCCUUGGCAUGGCGGUCACUGGAAGCCCCGCCCACACCUCCAUCCUCACAACAACGGUGACCGCCUACAACAUCCUGUACAACCGCCACCAGGAGGCCUCCAUCAGCGUCUGGCUUCAGUUCAGCGAUGACUCCGCCUCCCUCCUCUCCGCCUUCAGCGACCUCCCCUUUUUCCUGCGUCUCACCUCAUUGGCCGAGACUGUGGUAGUGGUGACACCCGGCCCCGACCAGCGCGUCUUUGCCCAGGGAGAUGGAGGCGGUCCUUUACUGAGGGCGGAACUUCUGGUCCCAACCUGCACCGGCCAGACAAUCACAUCCGAAGGGAUCAAUGACGGCGACUGGGACUGGACGGAUACUGGUGGAGGAGGCGGAGUCAGGGUGAGGAGGCUUGCGAGAGGAUCUGGUUGGGUGAGAGUGAACCUGGAGCCAGGAGAUGAAAGGGCUGAGGAGGCUGAGGAGUUUGACUUCUCAGACACGCUGGUCGAGUUCGACGGCAACGUCUACACACCAGACUUUGACAACAAUGGAAACGUGAGCAAAGACGCCUACGACUACAAGACGGACGAGAGGGCGUGGAACAAGAGGGGAAUGGUGAGUCGGAAUAAUCUGGAAAGGGCUGUGCUGACGCCAGACCAGGAGGACAGAUCUGUUUACUUCUCCCCAAGCCAGGAGAACCAAGGCGAGAGGGAGGAGGACGGCGAAGAUGAGGCCGAAGAGUUGGAGGUCGGCGUUGGCGCCGUCCUCUCUCUGCUCUGUCUUUCUGCCGUCCUCUUCCUGGCAAACUGUCUUCCCUGUGCUCUGCGGGACAGGAGGAAGAGGAGGAGGAGGAGCGUGGAAGGGGAACUAGAGGGAGGUACGGCGGACGAAGAAGAAGCAGAAGACGGGAUGAUGCAUGAAGAGGUGGAGAAGAGAGACAGUGGUGACGGAAUGAAACAGCAGGAGGACGGGAACAAUAAAGAGUAGAGAUCAUUUGCUGACGUUUGCAAUAAACCUUGUGGGGCAUGACGUAAAAUAUGGAAAACUGUGGCCACUAGUGUUUGAAACUGGUACUGCGAUCCAAAGUCAAACCAUUGGCUCUUUUCCAUUUUAUGCCGUGUUUCAAGUGUUUUUUUUUGUGUGUUUCCAUUAGGAAUAGUACCAAAAUAAC